GCGGGUUGGGGGUCAGUAUAUAAAGUGGCGCUUCAUCCAGGCAGCGCCACACUCGUCGUCGCCGCCGCCGCCGCCAUGAGGGCUCUGCUUGCUGCCGUAGCUGUGGUGUGUUGCAGUGCCGUACCAGUGCGACACAAAGUAUGGAAGACUUAUCUUUACUUUGAGAACACAAACCCAGCAGUGGUCAAGAUACCAAAGCCAGACAUCAACCUCGUCGAAACUUUCGAUACACAGAGUGUCUCUGGCGUGGUGUCGGGCCCCGCGGUGAACUCGCCCGUGCCCUCUCCCGUUCUAGUGAAGCGUCUCGAUGCACCUCCCGCCGAGGAGGAGGUGCCGCUUAGUCCCGUCCUUCAGAAGUCCCCGGUCCCUGUCCCAGUCCCCGUCCUCCUCACACUGGAGCCUGUCGAGGAUCCCAAAGACGAUACAGUCUCUGUUCCUGGAAAGGAAUUGGUCGCGGACGAACUUGCUGAUGCUCAAGUGGUUGCAGUUGGUACUCCCGUGGUGGUGGCGGCUGCACCAGAACCCCUGGAAGCUCCAGAGCCGCCUAUGCCUUCUCUGAGCAUACCCUUCGUGGGAGGUCAGUUCCAUACACAGGAUGAGCUGAAGCAGUACUCCUUCGGCCACUGGGGCGGCCCCAGCACCCGCGUGGAGACCAAGGACGCCUUAGGCCGCACUCACGGUAGCUUCGCGUACGUCAAUCCCGACGGAGAUGUGCACGUGAGGAAAUACGCGGCGGCUCCCACCAUGGGCUUCAAGGUAGCUGCCUCAGACCUGCCCGACGACACGCCCGAGGUGGCCACGCUGAAGGCCGCUCAUGAACAAGCUCAUCUUGCCUUUUUGACUUUUAAAGAGGAAAUGGGCUGAACUUUGGACUCUUGUACAUAAUGUGAUAGCAUGCGGUGUGUAUGAUGAAUGAAUGCAUAUGUAAUGUGGAAAGCAUGUUCUGUGUGAUGAAUAAAUGUAUGAUGUAGAA
Messenger RNA from Scylla paramamosain (green mud crab), 973 nucleotides. RefSeq lists its product as uncharacterized. The record is from RefSeq and is a predicted model, not a curated record. The coding region runs from base 76 to 864 and encodes 262 amino acids. The transcript is spliced from 2 exons. NCBI's taxonomy places the organism in Eukaryota, Metazoa, Arthropoda, Malacostraca, Decapoda, Portunidae.